CUCGCCCAACUAACCGCCGUCCUUCACAAUGACUUUCUCGAAGCCUGCGUGCAAGCUGCAGCCGGUCAUCUGCUUUCAAUAAGUCAAGGCGCCGCUAGAAGUCGCUCCCGCCCUUCAAUGACUUCCUGAUGAAGAACAUGACUAUCAAGGAUCAGAACGAUGCGUGAGCCGCCUGUUCUGCCACUACUUGGAUCUGUACGAUGCGGACAAUCAGAGCCACGCCCAACGAGCUCCGCAAAAAACAAUUGUGUCGCAAUACAACGGCACCUCAAACACGGGCGCUCGUGGAGUAUAUAAGGGGACGCCUCCUGCCUUGCUCUAAGCCCAGAUUAGCUUUGCCACACGACAAUACCCACCGAUUGACAAGGGCCUCGGCGCCCUCUCCCAUGCCCGCUUGUAACCCCAUGACGAUAGACCUCGAUCCGUUCAUCAACUUGGACUCCAGUACGUCCAGCGCAGACAGAAAGUCUCCGCUACCCUUGCUGCCUUCCCAGCAAUUGUCUCCAGACCAAUCUCCGUUUCUGGCGGACUCUCCCUCUGCGUCCUUGAUGAUUGAAAAACCUGCUACCCCUCCGAAACAACUGCUGGUUUCAUCUUCUACAACCAAUUCCGAUGCUCCUUGGCAAGGGGCGGACUCAACAGACCAUCCAACCCAGUCUGCAACGCUCGGGUCAUUUGUUCUAGUGCAGGCCACCUCCGAGACGUCGCCUGCGCCGCCCUCAUUACAGCAGUCUUCCUCGUCUACUCAGGAGUUUUCUACGAAUGAGGGGAUGACAGGCGGUAUCAUGCUUGGCUACGCGGGGGGAAAUGGCAGGUCCUCCUCGCCUGGGGAUUAUAGUCUCCAAGAUGGCGAUAGCCGCGCUCCUUCCUCAUUAGAUGAUUCUACUCACGCUGUGUCUGUGGUUGAGAGCGACAGCGGCGGUGAUCAUCAAGCUGACACAUUCAGCCAGUGUUCGACCCGAGUGUCCGACCAACACGAUCGCGACAAUGGCGAUAAUCAUGGGUUGGUGUCUAAUUCGGAGUCAGUGGGUCCUCUUGUGCCCACGCCGGGUUUGGCUCCCACGGGACCAGAAAACGCUUCAUCCCCUAGUUCGCUACUCUCAGCGCUCCGAGAAGGUUCGACCAGUCAAAAACAGGAUCCAGACGUGCUCGCUAUCUCAAGAUCAUCAUCAUACGGGUGGGUGGAAGCCAUCGAGCAAUCGGGUUAA
Schizophyllum commune H4-8 is the source of this 1208-nucleotide messenger RNA. RefSeq lists its product as uncharacterized. Lineage: Eukaryota; Fungi; Basidiomycota; Agaricomycetes; Agaricales; Schizophyllaceae. The record is from RefSeq and is a predicted model, not a curated record. The coding region runs from base 201 to 1208 and encodes 335 amino acids. The transcript is spliced from 2 exons.